Lycium ferocissimum is the source of this 1214-nucleotide messenger RNA. RefSeq names its product two pore calcium channel protein 1B-like. Gene Ontology annotation, biological process: calcium ion transport. NCBI's taxonomy places the organism in Eukaryota, Viridiplantae, Streptophyta, Magnoliopsida, Solanales, Solanaceae. The coding region runs from base 790 to 1098 and encodes 102 amino acids. The record is from RefSeq and is a predicted model, not a curated record. Gene Ontology annotation, cellular component: plant-type vacuole; vacuolar membrane. Gene Ontology annotation, molecular function: voltage-gated calcium channel activity. The transcript has 6 exons.
UUUUGUCACUUUCUCCAAUUAGUUUCUCCUCGUUUUCCUACUUCCUUUACCCCGUUCCCCAUAUUAUAUGAGUGCAAGUUCAAACACCAGCUCGCAGGUGGAAAUAUAAACCAUAUACUACCAAUUAAAUAAAGAAUUAAAAAAAAAAAAAAAAGAAGAAGUAAAGAUGUGGAUUACAAUGAAAAUAUGGGGAUUUUCUCUCCUCUUUGGGAAGACAGAAGGUUUUAUUGGAAUUGGUGAAUCUUUAUUUGCUUAGAAUUUUCACAAAAACAUAUAAUUUAUUUUGCUAACAGCUUCUUUCUUUUGGGGUUGAUUUUCAGGUCAUUUUGCUCUUAAGCUUGGUUGCAGAUAUUGUGAUCUACUUUAUUUUCCUCACAAAUGACUAUUAUCUAUCAUUUCAUAUUGCACCCUAUCUCCGGGUAGUGUUCUUGAUUUUGAACAAUACGGAAUUGCGAGAGAACUUUCUCAUCCUUACAGGACUGCUUGGUGCCUACCUGAAUGUUGUGGUUAGUUUUCAUAAUUUUGGGGGUUAAUUGUUUAUUUUUACAGUAACAGACGUCUUAAGCCACUUGAUAUGAUAAAUUUUCACACCUGGAUUCUUAUCGUCUUGCUAACGUAACCUUCCAUUUUUUAUAUUUUAUCUGUGCUCUCUUUUGCUCUCCUUGCUCACCUUUGCAGGCUUUAUCUACUUUAUUUCUUCUAUUCUCGAGCUGGUUAGGAUAUGUCUUCUUUACAGACACAAGGCUAGAAGAAACCACGUUUACUUCAUAUGGCGCCACAUUAUACCAAAUGUUCCUUUUAUUUACUGCAUCAAACCAUCCAGAUGUCUGGAUUCCUGCAUACAAGGACUCACGUUGGUAUUGCUUAUUCUUUAUUCUCUGCGUGGUACUGAGCAUUUACGUUGUCAUCAACUUAAUUCUCGCUGGUAUAUGUGGUAGCUUCAUACAUCAGCUUGAAAAACAAGUGGCUGAAAAGGAUCGAAUGAGGCGAAGGAUUUUAGGAAAAGCAUUUAGCCUGAUUGAUAACACCAACAACGGAUUCAUCGACAAAGAUCAAUGUUUCCUUCUCUUUAAGGAACUUAACAAAUACAGAGUCUGAAUCUGAUGUAGUGCCACUAGAGGCGGAGCCAGGAUUUGAGGUUUGGGGGUUCAAAAAUUUAAAGGACAGGACAACGACCUCAAGCUAAUGUAUAACAACCGCCAAACUAACAGGUA